This is a messenger RNA of Octopus bimaculoides (California two-spot octopus), 7501 nucleotides long. RefSeq lists its product as uncharacterized. Gene Ontology annotation, cellular component: nucleus. The record is from RefSeq and is a predicted model, not a curated record. Gene Ontology annotation, molecular function: DNA-binding transcription activator activity, RNA polymerase II-specific; RNA polymerase II cis-regulatory region sequence-specific DNA binding. Gene Ontology annotation, biological process: regulation of transcription by RNA polymerase II. Lineage: Eukaryota; Metazoa; Mollusca; Cephalopoda; Octopoda; Octopodidae.
CAAACUGAAACUUAAACGUAAGAAUCAGAACUAAAGGUUUAUUAGAAAUAAAAAUAUGAAUGAAAGAUUAAACUUUAUAUAGCUUAAGUCUUAAUAAAAAAACCUUUAACGAUAUUAUCUAUAACUAUAGUAUAGCUGAGUUUGUGAGUGUGUGUGUUGCAUCUAUAGAAAUCCACAUUUUCCACUUUUUCGUAAAAUUUUUUACAUCAAUGGAAUUUUCUCGAUGUGAACUUUCCAGUGCAGUGAUUAGAUUUUUUAAAUUCCAUUUACUUUGUGUGAUUUAAGGGAGAUUUGGCUGUUAUUUCUAGCAACUUUCAUAUUUCUUCCCUUCUACCUGUAACAGCGUUCUUACACAUCGAUCACGCGUUCAACAUAUAAUAUAGAGAGUAAGAGUAAAAGAGGGAGAGAGAGAGAGAGAAAGUGAUACAUACAAAGUCAUAGAUUAACUUGGUUUACCUUUUCACUCUUACUUCUUCUUCCUCUCUCUCAUUUAAUACCUUUCCUCUACCUCUAACAUAUUUUUCAUGAUAUAGAAACGUAAAAACACACAACCACACAUACGUGAUCUGUGACAACAACACACAUAAACACAUACACACAUCAACAUUAUAGAUAUAAGAUUUACUUUGUGUGUGUUUAUUAUACAAACACGCACAUGCGUUGCUAUCUUAUAACUGUCUUCCGUUUUCCCUUCUUUUCUUUCUCUCUCUUCAUUACUCCCAUUCUAUAUUCCUUUCUCUCUUCCUGUCUCCCUCUUUUUUUUACAAGUUUAAAUGGUCCCACUCACACAAAGCACUAAUAAUAAAUUGUUUUGUUUAAGUUAGCACUACACUCUGAGUGGUUGGCGUUAGGAAGGGCAUCCAGCUGUAGAAACUCUGCCAAAUUAGAUUGGAGCCUGGUGUUGCCAUCCGGUUUCACCAGUCCUCAGUCAAAUCGUCCAACCUAUGCUAGCAUGGAAGGCGGACGUUAAACGAUGAUGAUGAUGAUGAUGAUGAGGACAUGAUAGAAAGGAGAAAGAUAUUCAUUGCAAAUCAGUGAACUUCAUUAGAAAUGUGGGUAAUUUUUCAGAUUAACACCCGCACGAUUUUCACUAUGGUGUUAGGGUUAGGAUUAGGGUUAGUGUUACAGUUACGGUUUUAAGGUUAGGGUUUUAGGGUUAGGGGUUAGGGUUUGGGUUAGGAUUAGGGUUUUAGGGUUAGGGUUAGGUAAUCGUGCGGGUGUUAAUCUGAAAAAUUACCGAAAUGUGAAAACUGCCGACCCUGCCAUCUGUUAUAACUUUUGUUGUUCUGUUUAAUAUGUACAUAGAUUAUGCCUACAAAGAAGAGAGUUUGCUGGGGAAAGAAUGCAACCGGUUUAAAAAGACAGCAACAGACUGCACCAAUUCACCACAUUCCAGAAGCUACUUCAAACAUAAUGCAAAAUGGUGCAUCAACAUCUAUUGCCCAAUCUGAUAGAAUUCUAGCAGAACUGUGUAGCAACAGAUCGCCAGCAAUUGCUUCAUCACAAAUUGCCGUCCUAGCUCCUGCGAAAAGGGAUUAUCCUGCUAUGUAUAAUCAGGGUAGCACAAAAAGUUGUUUUGCACAAGCAUUUGUAUAGCCAAUUAUCACAAUUUUAAAGUCGGAGCAUGAGUUAAGUCCCCUUCUAGCGACUGUGAUCCUUCGCAAACGAUCACCGUCUAUUUUGUAAACAAUGUUACGAAACUGUUCGUUUUCGCCGUUUCUCCACAACUAAUUUCCAAAGAUUAGCUAUAUUCUUUAAUAGAAUUGAUUUUCGAUAGUUUUAAUCGAUUUAAAUUUCCUUCCUAUUUGAAAAUUAGUUAUGAAACACGUGUAGUCAUUUUAUUGUCUUUAUCUUAUGAUAUUUACUUUGUAUUAUAUUAUACUCAUUUAUUGUGCUUUUAAUUAUUAAUUUUUCUAUAUGUGACUGGAUUUUCAUCGAUGAGUUCAUGAACCUUGGUUCUUUUCCCUAAAACUAUAUAUUUAUAUAUAUUUUACUCUGAAACUUAAUUUAAUUUUAAUUUUUAAUAAAUUGAUUUUAAUUGAGUUUUUACCUGUAAUUUUGGAUUUUAUCCCUAAUAUUAUUAUUAUGUGUGUAUAUAUAUAUAUAUAUAUACACAUACACAUAUAUACACAUAUACAUAAAUGUAAAUCACAAAUGGAAAAAAACCCAACGAUACAUACACACACACACACACACAUUUAUAUAUAUGUAUGUAUGUAUAUAGAUAGAUAGAUAGAUAAAUAGAUAAAUAAAUGGAGUUAAACGCAGGUGUUAUUGAAAUCUUUUUACUUCCGACAUAUGUUUCAAAGAAAACAUUGGUAUUAUUCCAGAAGGAAUAAAAUGAUGUAAAACAAUGCAAUCAUGUCAUCAGGAAAAGAAAGAAACCAAACACAUCAGUAAGACAUUUUAACAGAAUGUGAUGACUGCGUAUAUGAUGAAGGGAAUGCUAGCAAGUUUUUAAAAAUAAAACCGUUAAUAGAUAUAACGUCAAAGGCAGUUUAUAGAAAGAGGAGGAGAAAGAAAGAAAUUAGCAGAAAACUAAUAGUGGAAAGAUAUAUAGCGAUAGGAAUAAAGCUUAAAGGCUUGUAAGUAGAUAUAUUUAGUGGAAGUGAAAUGUAAGAAGACAGUUAAAGGUCGAAUUUUAUAGAAUGGUAAAAAUCAUGUAUACAUAUGUAUAUAUACACAUACAUACAUGUAUAUAUAUAUAUAUACACACACACACACACACACACACACACAUACAUAAUGAUUCAAAAUCAAGGUGCAGAAAUGGCGUAUUCCGAAUGAACAAGGUAAUGUAAUCCGAUGGUAGAAAGAAUUCCGCGAAUUAGGUAUUCUGAAGUCAGUCAGAAGGUUGGGGUUUAUGUGAGCGUGUGGUAUAUAGUAAAUCCCAAAAAGAACAAACAAACACAAAAAAACAACAACGCGAGGACAUGGUACAUGUAAAGUAUUAGCAGAUGCUCAAGGGAGGAAAUAAAGAUGGUUUAACAUUUCGAACAGACGCUAUUCUUCAGAAACAGAGGAAAGUCCAAUAGAAGGUAAGAUGGAGGAAGAAAAUCUCCAAUGAUUUCAAAAUGUAACUACAUGUGAAUCACUUCAACAUGUAACCACAUGUGAAUCGUUGGCGAUUUUCUUCCGUCUUCCCUUCUAUUGGACUUGCCUCUGUUUCUGAAGAAAUGCAUCUGCUCGAAACAUUAAACCAUUUUUCUUUCCUUCCCUGAGCGUCUGCUAAUACUUUACAUGUACCACGUUCUCGCAUUGUUGUUUUGUUUGUUCUUUUUGGGAUUUACUAUAUAUAUAUGUAUACAUCUGUGUGUGUAUGUGUAUAUAUAUAUAUGUAUAUAUAUAUAUAUACAUAUAUAUAUAUAUAUGUGUGUGUGUGUUUAGUAGAAAAUAUUUUAGUGGGGAAACAUGGUGGAUAUAUAUAAAGCGAAAAGAUGAAAAAAUAUAGAAGAUUUGUUUUACAUGAUUUAAGAGUAUAUUAGGGCCAUGAUAAUAAAGGUAUUAUACAAUUUUGUGCAAAAUCAGGUUUUGUUCUUUCAACAUAAUUGAAGUAAGGACCAGUUUUGCAUUGCUCAUCAAACUGAGAGUUGAAAAAGAUAAAUUGCUAGGGAAGAUAAUUGUUCACUCAUUUAUUUUGCAGUAAAGGGGAAGUAAAUCUGUACUUUUUUUUUUGUUCUUUUGUGUUCUAUAAAUUAUUUUGGCUUAUAUCUUCCAUAAGAUGGGGUAAGUCCUUUAUUUUUAAUAUGGGUUCAUAUUUAAUUCUUUUUUAUAUUUUUGGAUAAAUCAGGCUUCUUUGUUCAGUCUUACUUGUGUUGAGGUCCAGAAGGCAAGUUAAUAAAAUGGGAAAAUUAUGAAUUGUAGUUGUAAUUGUUCUGCACAUUUGUUAGUGUGUUGACUGAGGUAUAUUUGGUGAUAUUGUUGGGGAGGAAAUUUGUCUGUGGAACAUACAUCUCUUUCAGAUCCAAUUUCCUAUUGAGCCAAUAUAGUUUCGAUGGCAGCCCAAGCAUCUGGUUGCAUAAAUGAGGUUUUUGGAGGUGCAAAUGAAGUUAGAUUUGAUUUUGAAUAUUUGUCCUUGUCAGAAAUGGAAUUCUGAUGCUUCCAAGAGACUGGGACAUGUUCUGAAAUUAGGGCGACCACACUUUACGACUAUUGUGUCCGUUGUUCUAGAGAAUAGUUUGACAUUGCUGAGAAUCUUUUUCAGUAUCUUAGGCUGUUUGCUGCUCUUAAUGAUUUUAUGGUUACUUAGAAUUUUUUUGUUUAUUUUUUGAAUCAGUAUGUCUAGGAAUGGGAGUGCCUCAUGGUUGUGUUCCAUUGUAAAUUGUAUGUUGGUGAUAAUGUUAUUGAGAAGUCUUUUGAACUCUAGGAGCUUAUCUAUGUCUUCAUUCCAGAGGAUGAAGCAGUUGUCCAAAAAUCUUUUCCAAUUUUCUUUUAUGUAUUGGGAGACAGGGUUUCCAAAUUUUGAAAAAGACUCCUGAUAUAUUGUUAUUUCUAAAUAGCUCAUUGUUAGAUUGGCAAUGGUUGGGGCUGCCUUGGUUCCCAUUGCAAUUCCAAAUUUUUGGCAAUAAACAGUGGUGUCAAACAUGAAAUGGUUGUUUUGGAGGAUGAAUUUAAUUGAUUCGAUUAUGAAAUCUUUGUUGAUCCAUUCUGGUAUUUCUUAUGAAUAUUUGUCCAGCCAGAAAUGGAUUGCUUCUAUUCUAUAACUAUGGGGUAUGAUGGUGUAUAAAUUAAUCACAUCAAAUGAUACCAUGAUUGUUUCCUCCUUGACUCUUUCUGGAAGGUGAUUUAACAUAUCUUAGUCAUCUCUAAUAUGACUCUUGAUAUGUUUUAGAAAUGGUUUCAGGAGAAUGUCCAUGAAGCAACUUAAUGUAUUUCACAGGAUGGUCCAGCUACAAUGGGCCAUAAUUUUAGGUCUGCUGGUGUAUGUAUGUAUGUAUGUAUGCCUUUGGAGAUUUUUUGAUGGCUUCGUUUAUAGUUUGGCUUUUGUAAAGUUUAGGUAGAUCAUAGAAAAGGCUAGGUUUACAUUUAUAGUUUAUCAAAUAGUCUAUUUCUUUUUUUUGUUACGUCUUUUCCAUGGGUUUGGAGUAUUGAAAAGAGGUUUUUCAUUAUUUUUCAGGGUAUGUAAUUGUUGACUUUUUUGUAGUGUUCAUCAUUAUUAAGUAUGGAUACUACUAGAUUUUUGUAGUAAAAUGUGCCCAUUACCACUACUGCACUUCCUUUGUCCGCUUCUUUGAUUGUUAUUUCCUCACAUCCCCCACAAAGACAGAAAUAAUAAUCUCAAUGAAUUUUGUUACCGCAGUGAAAAUUUUCCCUAUUAUGCCCUGCACAAACAAAAAAUUACUUCAAAUUUCAGCACCACCCAAUGGAAAGAGCUAAACUACAAAACAAUGAAGAAAUAAGAUUGUUAAUAUUUCACAUGACUCCCAUCAAUAUUGCACACAGACAGGAACAGACAAACAUGAAACUCAUUGAUCCAACUUCUCUGUUCUUUUUUUUAAGUUCCUAUUAUUAUUUUCUCUCUGCACUAAUGAGUACUAUGAUAAUUUUCAAUUCAAAUAUGAAUUUUAUCUAUGUACAAAACAAUUGUAUGCAUGAAUAAACUUCUUAUAACUUUUUAACAUCUUAUCUCCUCCAUUUUGACAAAUAUGAUUGGAUUUGUAGAACUUCAUUCCAUGAAUUAAUCAUACACUUAAUAUUCUAAUACUACUAUUCAUAUCUUCGCCAAUUUAUACCAGUAAACUCACAGCAAAGUAUGAAGAAUCAAUGUUAGAAAUCUCUUUUGGAAACCACUCCAAUUAAAGGACGAAUCCACAUUCAUUCAACCUGUUACACAUGUAUAUGUGUGCACAUAAUAUCAGAUGGCAUUAUUACAACAUUUUACAUGGGAUACGUCAUCGUCCAUAUUUAUCAUCUUUUACAAACUGAAGGAAGAUGCUGUGUAUAAUAAAUAUAACCCAAAUUGUAUAAAUCUAUAAUAGAAUUACUGUGAAAUAUUUUGUUUGAACUGCAAUUAUUGUCAUCAAUUCUCUACUGCUUGGAAUGAGUACAAGAUGAUUUUGAUUGUAAUUUAACUUGGAUAAAUUUACAAAGAAGUUUGCUGCAUCUUCAGGUAUUGACACAGGUCACAUUUGAUGUAACUAUAGAAAAGUAAAUACAAACGUUAAAAAAACAAGAAAACUAAUUAUUUAUUGUAAUGAGACAAGAAAAAUUAUGGACAAGUGAAUACUCUGUGUAACUUAAAAAUUGAUUUUGUUUCCUGAAGAGAUGCCGAAUGAGUGUGGAAAAUCAUCAUAUCACUGUGAUAUUUGUGAUAAAUCAUUCUCUCAAAGAGGUAACCUAACUACCCACAAACGUAUUCAUUCAGGAGAUAAACCACAUCACUGUGAUAUCUGUGGUAAAUCAUUCUCUCUAAAAUGUAACCUGACUACUCACAAACGUAUUCAUACUGGAGAAAAACCAUAUCAGUGUGAUGUCUGUGGUAAAUCCUUCUCUGGAAGUAGUGAUGUAACUACACAUAAACGUAUUCAUACAGGAGAGGCACCAUAUCACUGUGAUAUCUGUAAAAAGUCAUUCUCUCAGAAAGGUAAUCUCACUACUCACAAACGCAUUCAUACAGGAGAAAAACCAUAUCAGUGUAAUAUCUGUUGUAAGUCAUUCUCUCGAAAUGAGUUAACUGUUCACAAACGCAUUCAUACAGGAGAGAAGCCAUAUCAUUGUAAUGUCUGUGGUAAAUCAUUUUAUCGAAAUGAUGAGUUAACUACUCACAUACGUGUUCAUACAGGUGAGAGACCAUAUCACUGUGAUAUCUGUGGCAAAUCAUUUGCUGUAAAUAGUACUUUAAUUACUCACAAACGUAUUCAUACUGGAGAGAAACCAUAUCAAUGUGAUGUCUGUGGUAAAUCAUUUCUUCAAAACAGUGAUGUAACUAAACACAAACGUAUUCAUACAGGAGAAAAACCAUAUCACUGUAAUAUUUGUGGUAAAUCAUUCUCUCAAAAUAGUCACUUAACAAAACAUGCUUGUGUAUGAACAAAAAAGUAACUAUUUCAAUGUCAUAAAAAAAUCUGCUUUAAUUAAAGAAGUUAUGUUUUCACACAAGAAAGAUGCAAUAAUGUGAUAACAGCCUGCCAACACUAUUUUUUAUGAUUACAACUAGGUCUAUAUGAAUGAGAUAACUUACUAUUUUUGAUAAGACUGUACUCUCAGAAUUCUCGUGUAUGUCCUGUUUGACAUAUUUUCAUAAAGAACUAAAAGUUAGUGUUGAUUUAUUUGACAUUGAGGAACAGCUACCCACCACAUGGUUCUGAGUUCAGUCCCACUGCGUGACACCUUGGGCAAGUGUCUUCUACUAUAGCCUCGGGCCGACCAAAGCCUUGUGAGUGGAUUUGGUAGACGGAAACUGAAAGAAGCCUGUUGUAUAUAUAUAUAUGUAUGUGUGUGUAUAUGUUUGUAUGUCUGUGUUUGUCCCUGCAACAUCGCUUGACAACUGAUGCUGGUGUGU